This is a messenger RNA of Cloeon dipterum, 10291 nucleotides long. It is a transcript of the gene Vps13, whose product is annotated as vacuolar protein sorting 13C. Bases 116 to 9856 code for a protein of 3246 amino acids. NCBI's taxonomy places the organism in Eukaryota, Metazoa, Arthropoda, Insecta, Ephemeroptera, Baetidae. Gene Ontology annotation, cellular component: extrinsic component of membrane. Gene Ontology annotation, biological process: protein retention in Golgi apparatus; protein targeting to vacuole. The transcript is spliced from 46 exons. The record is from RefSeq and is a predicted model, not a curated record.
GCGCCACACACAUCCACGAUACGAUGACACCUUCGAUUACGGCGACGUAAAGAUUUAAUUUCGCGGAUCACGUGAGAUACAAAAAGCAAAGGUUAUACAUAAUCCCUCGAGAAGCAUGGUGCUCGAGUCUGUGAUUGUCGACGUUUUAAACAAAUUUCUGGGUGACUACGUUGAAAGUGUCGACAGGAAGCAGCUUAAAGUUGCUUUUGGUGGUGAUAUCGCUUUAGACGACUUGGUGCUGAAGCAAAAUGCACUUGAUGAAUUGGACUUGCCAGUCAAAACUGUUUACGGCCGUUUGGGAAAAUUGGUUUUGACCAUCCCUUGGACGAAUCUGUACAAGGCUCCAUGGAUUGUACGUAUUGAGAGAGUAUUUUUACUCUCUGUGCCGAAUGAAGAGGUCAGUUAUGAUGCCGAAAAAGAAGAUCGCCUGGCCCAAGAGGCGAAACAGAAGGAAAUCGCUAAGGUUGAGGAGGCUAAACGUCUUGAAGAACUGAAAGGCUCCACAAAAAAAGAAGAUGCUGGUUUUGUGGAGAACUUGGUGGCUCACAUCAUCAAGAAUGUCCAAGUGACGAUCAAAGAUAUUCACCUGAGAUAUGAGGACCGAGUGACGCAUCCUGGUUCUCCAUUUUCUUUAGGAAUUACUCUAAGCAGUCUCAAGUUGAUGUCGACUGAUGAGUCUGGGAAACCCACUGAUGCCAAACAAACCAUAAGCAUUUUCCACAAAGUUUUAGAAAUGGAGGGUUUGGCGUUCUACUGGAAUUCUAAUUCACAGUUGUAUUCAAAUUAUGAAGAAGUCGCCAGACUGCAAAAGUUUCAAAACGAAAUUGCCUCCAAGAACAAUAUGCCUUCAGGAUAUAAUUACAUGUUUGGUCCUAUUUCUGCCACUGCCCAACUGCAGUUGAAUCCAAAACCAGAGCAAGAUGAAUCGAAAUUCAUGAUUCCCAAAGUUCAACUUGACAUGAACAUGAACGUCUUGUCAAUUGGUAUAUCCAAAAUGCAAUACAGGGAUUUGGUGAAGUUUUUAGAGUCCAUGGACAGAAUGGCCAGAGCUGCUCCUUACCGGAAAUACAGACCUUUGGUCAACAAAUACAGGGGACAUUACAAGACAUGGUGGAAUUUCGCUUAUGAUUGCAUCUUGGAGACUGAAAUCAGAAGGCGGCGCAAGAACUGGGACUGGAACCACAUUCUCCGUCAUAGAAAGCGGUUAAAGAGGUACGAGAAGGUAUACAAGGAAAAGUUGGAAGCAAAGAAGCCAAGCGAGGAGCUCUUGAGAGAGAUAAGAGAACUCGAGAAGGAAAUUGACGUUUUCAACAUAAUUGUUAUGAGGAAACGAGCUGAGGUCCAGGUUCAGAAAACAAAGAAACUGGAAGAGGAAAACAAAAAGAACGCUGGAUGGUUUGGCGGGUGGUUUGGUGGAGGAGGAUCAUCUGCCGAUAAAAAUUCAGCAUCUGAUAUAGCAAACAAAAUUGAUGCUGCCAUGACUUUAGAUGAAAAGCAAAAACUGUACCAAGCCAUCGGCUACCAAGAAAACGCCGCUCCAGCUCAAUAUCCUCACUUCUUUGUGGCUGUGAAAACAUCAUUCACUCUGGGAUCCCUCCAAGUGGUUGUAAAUGAUGAGGAUAUUCCAGACGGAGAAGUUGUCAAAUUGGUCAUUUCUGGGGUCAAGUGCAACCUGGAACAAAGACCUUCAGCCCAAGCAACCAAAGUGGAAAUGAAAAUGCAGAAUCUGAAAGUAACUGGCACAACUCAAAACGGGCAAGAGCCACUCAUGGCCUACCCUCUGACUUCAGGAACACUCGGCAAACCAAGCUUGCUGAGCAUUUUGUUUGAGACUAAUCCUAUGGAUCGACUUUGCGACCAGCGUUUGCGAAUUCUGGCUCAACCUCUUGAGAUGAUGUACGAUGCAGAAACCGUCAUUAGAAUUAUGGACGUGUUCAAACCACCAGAAAAGCCCUCCCUCAAACAACUGCAAGCAAUGGCUGUUUCAAAAUUGGAGGAUAUUCAGGACAGAUCUGCCACUCUCCUUCAACAUGCAAUUCACCAGCAGAAGGUUCUAGAUUUAGACAUCAAAGUAGCUGCUUCCAGAAUGAUACUGCCCCAGCUUGGGAAAAUAAAUAUAUCUGAACCAGUGCCAGUCCUUGUAGUGAGUCUCGGCAGUUUGUCGAUUGCUUCUUGCGCGCGCGACAAGGGACUUCCAAACAUCAGCAACAUGAUCCAAGCUGGAAGCUCUGAACAGGAGGUGCUCCAAGAAAUGUUUUCGCAAAGCUAUGAAAAGUUUUCUCUACAGCUCAAAGAAGUCCAGGUUCUUGUUGCAAAGCCUGGAGAAGACUGGGAAGAAAAGCUUACAAAAACCUCAGAAUCAAAUUUGCACCUUGUGCAGCCCAUGAGCAUCGAUAUCAGCUUGCAUCGCAGUUUGCUUAUGAAUGACCCAAGGAUCCCUCAAUUCAAAAUAGCUGGACAGCUGCCAUCACUCAAUCUACAUCUGUCUGAGGAAAGACUAUUGCUCACUGCAGGCAUUUUAGUCAGCGUUCCAUUUCCAGAAUCGGAACCUGAACCUCCUCAAGCUUUGACCGAGGGCAGAUCUAUGAGCAAAAGUAUCAUGUCACUAACCCAAAUGGGACUUGUUGACAAAAGAAAGCUGGGCUCAAAUCAAAACGAAGGACUGGAACUUGUUGUCAGCUCCGUAAAAAUGGACGUUUGGUUUGAAAUGAAAGAGUUCCGAGUUGUUGUCACUCGCAAAGAUGAUACUGGCAAAUUGUCAAAGCUUGUUGAUUUCUCUCUUAUGUCCGUUGAAUUGGAGAUGGUGCAGAGAUCUUUUGAUAUGAAUCUAGUAUUGAGACUUGGCGGUGUCUCUUUGGAGCAAACCAUAAACGGUGCAACAAGAAAAGCGAUCACCACCCCCAUGUCGGAUGGGAAAGCAGAUUAUUUGUUCACCACCCGACUGUUUAUUGUGAACAGAAAGUCCCCUGAAUUUUCAACAGUGCAUCACAGUAUUGAAAAGUUGCUCGAAGUCACUUUUUCAUCUCUGGAUCUCGCGCUGCACCAGAGUGGAAUCCUACAAGUGAUGGAAUUCUCGCAAAAUUUGCAGGACAAAAUCUCCUCUCUGAAACCUGCGCCUCAACAGCCUAAGGAUAGAUUCGCUUCCACCAUGGGUACAGGAGAUCGACUGCUCGCAACCAUUGUUGAAGAGGAUAACGCGAUGACCCUGAAACCAGUGGCUCCUGGGAAGAAGGCCACUAAGAAAAUUAUCAUGCUGAAGUUGGUGGCCAGGCUGGAAAACCUGAGUGUCAGCCUGUCAAAUCCUGAGAGAGAACUAACCAAGCUUACACUGCAUGGAGUGCGAAUGGAUGUGAUGAUGUUGCAAGGGCAGAUUGAAAUAGAGUCUGCUCUUCAGAAUAUGCUCAUUACCGACUGCAACCCAAACACCAUCUACAAAAAAAUUCUCGAGUCUGAAGGAGACGAGGCUCUCUCUGCCAAGAUUGUUAUGUAUGAAAAGCCCAACGAGAACCAGCCUGCAAUGGAAAUUCAGGCUCAUAUGGCUUGCUUGAAAAUUUUCUUCCUCAACCGAUAUGUCAGCGGACUUUUGGGAUUUUUAAAUAACUUCCAAACAGCUCUGAUUGCAGUUCAAGCGGCGUCAGCUGCUGCUGCCGAAGCAGCAAGACAAAACAUCCAACAUGCAUACCAAAAUGCAACCAGAAUUGCACUAGACUUGGAAAUCAAAGCCCCUGUUAUUAUUGUUCCGAGAAGUUUGAAAAUGCGAGAUGCAUUCAUGCUGGAUUUAGGUACAAUUGUAAUGAAAAAUAAGUUCUCUGAGCUGCAGAUUCCAAAUGAAAGCCGGACAGUGUCAAUGGACACGUUAACGCUUGGUCUAAGAAAACUUCACGUUACUAGAGUAAUGCUAGAUGACUCAAACAAUGCUGUAAACCGGACUCACCUGAUCACUCCCUUUGAUUUCACUGUAUUGGUGAAAAGAAACUUGUCCAUUGGCUGGUGCAAGCAAAAACCAGCCAUUGAUUUGGAGAGCACAAUGGAUGCCAUCAAAUUGGACGUCCGGCAAGAAGAUGUGCGGCUGGGAAUGCUGCUCCUCGGUGAAAAUUUGGGAGAUGUUGAACAUGUUGUUGAACCAGUUGACCACGUAAAUGUCGAGACAUUGCAAGUUGAAGUCGAAACCACUCAAAGACAGCAACGCCCUAAAUCACUGAGAAGCACAUCAACUGUCAGCAGAGCGUCAGAAUUUACAGUGCCUGUGCCUGAAAAUGUUUUCAAGCACAUGACAUUCAACUUUUUAAUGAAGAGCAUUGAAGUGAACCUGUUAGUUCCAGCUACAACGCCGGCUGGAAGUGAUGACAGAAAUGGGCUAGCGCACUUCAACAUGAGAAGUCUGAAAGUGCAAGGAGUAAUGUACUCAAAUGGUGCCAUGAUUGUUGUCAUGCAGUUGGAGGAUUGUGCCCUAAGAGACAUGCGCCGACUGAAACUGUGUGCGGAAAACCGCAUAUCAGACCUGCUGAGCCUGAAAGCCACCAGAGAAAAGAGCCCCAUGCUGCAUCUGAACUACAAUCAGUCUACAACCAACACGAUACUAACUUGCAAAGUUUCUGGAUUCAAUUUGGUCUUGUGCUUGGACUAUCUGAUGAGAAUCUCUGAUUUCUUUGUUUCCGCGAUGCCUCAGGAAACUGCCAAGAAAGUCGAAAAAGCGAAACCUGCUGGUUCAAGAAACGCAUCCAGGCCAUCAUCUGCCGGAAACAAGAUGGACAGUUUGACUGCGAGAGAGAAUGUUUUUGAGCUAAAAGUGGUUUUAGAAAAACCAGAUAUUAUUCUUGUUGAAAGCAUGUCUGACAUCAACACGAGAGCGCUGAUUUUCAGCGUCGAAGGAAAUGGCAGAAUCAGAAUGACUCCAGAGAAACAGGUCAUUGAUUUCGGCAUCAAGAGCAUUCAGCUGUAUUCGUGCAUAUUCAACCCAGAACGAAGGAAGGACACGCUUUGCCAGGUUGUCAGACCCUGUGAACUGAGUGUUGCUGGCUCCUGUUCUACUGGACAGCAACCUCACAUAGAGGUCAUGUUGUCUCCAAUUCGCAUCUCUGUUACCCCUGGAACGAUCAACAUCCUCACCAAUACAAUGUCAGCCCUUGGGUCAGGAAUGGAAGAUAAAGAGGAUGAUGAGAUUAAAGUACAGCCUGACUGGAGUCUUCUGUGGCGGCCAAAACCAUUUAAAGAAACAGACCAUUGGUUUUUGCUCACUGAAGAAGGGGUUGAUGCUCUCUCAAUGUGUGAAAUUCCAACUGAAACCCCGUCAGGAGAUGGAGGCCAAAUUGUUGUGACUGCACCUUCGUUUGAGAUCACUUUGGAAGCUGGAUUUGGCAUCAAGACUCUUCCUCUGAUCUCGCUUCAAAGCAGAAUGCAAGCUACAAUGUCAGACUGGGCAAGGAACUUGCAAAUUUCAGGUGUGUUGUAUCUGCAGAUGUCGUACUACAACAAGAGGCUUGCUCUCUGGGAGCCCUUGAUCGAGCCACAAGUCCGAAAUGAAAAGCAUUUUCCUUGGGAACUUAAGUUUGAGUUGAAGAAGAAUGCAAACAAUUCGCCUUUCCUCUCACCCCUCUCUGACGAGGUUGACGCUAUAGCUGUGCAGCCACCAGCAACAAGCAUUAGAGUCGAGUCGGACAGUAAUCUGGAAAUCACUGUGUCUAAGGCAUGCUUGGACGUCAUGACAAACCUAAGCAAAGCUUUCCGUUUGGCUGUGCAAGAAGGGCCAAAAGUUAAAGAAUUGGAAGGUUCACCUUAUCAAAUCGUUAACCAGACUGGAAUCAAAGUUGUGCUUCUGCUGAAAGAUACCAAUUUUGUGGUUAAUGAUGACAAUGGUGGAAAUAGUCCCAAUAAUGUUGAACAAGUUGUGCUGGAAAGUGGUGCUGAAUGUGGUUUGAUUUUAAAAGAAAUUGCAACUCCCGCAUAUGACACUGAAAAGUCCAUAUUGAGUGAACAGGUUCAAGAAAAAUUCCUUCACGUCAAGGUCCCGGACAAAGGAUGCAUCAUCAAGAUUCCGAUUGUUCGAGCUGAGAAGAGGUACUUCACGCUGGCCACAAAGCCAGAAAAACAAGGGCUUGUUUCUGAAGUCAUCGUGGAUGGCAGCAGCACAAUUGUCACAUUGAGGUCUAUCAUCCAAGUGCACAAUCAGUUCAGCCUUCCAGUGGACGUUUAUUUCAUGACAAAGAGGGGAAACGAAGUUGCCUGCGUUGGAGUUGUCCAGCCGGGCCAAAAACUAGACUUGCCAUUGCAUGCUGUAUACACACCAACCUGUGAAAUCUUCUUCAGCCUUCCAGGACAUACUGUGUGCAUCACACCUUUCAUUUGGAAAGAGCUGCAAAACACAAUCACCAUCAACAAGCUUCUUCAGUGCGAUGCAAAGAACAAGGAUGCCAAGGAACCAUACUUCAUCAGAGCUGUAGGCGAAAUGGAGCAUGUCUACUUUGAAGCAACAACCAUGAGAACCAUGCACAGCUGCAUUUUCAACAUAUCUUUGAGACCAACUGUCAUCUUGAAGAAUUUGCUUCCGAUUUUCUUGGUGUACGUGGCAGAAAAGGGCGGAAAGGAGCUGGAGGUGAAGCCCGGAGAGAGCAUCCACCUGCCAACGGUUGAGCCAGGGAAAGGACUGAUGUGUUUGAGGUUGGAUGACUAUUUGGAGAAGAACUGGUCUUGCAAAAGAGAAAUCGCUGCUGUUCCGCCAGAACUAUCUGUUUGGUCAUUUGAUUCAUAUGAUAGUUUGGCCAAAAUGUCUCUUGAUAUGGGAAUGCACACGGUCAACGUUAACGGCACUCUCUACAUGUCUCUCUACUCGCCAUUCUGGAUGAUUAACAAGACUGGAAAGAUGUUGUCUUACAGGAAGUCGCGUAAAACAGAGAAAAACGAGGCCUCAGGCAGUCCUCUGAAGAAAUGGUCAUCUGUUGUGUCCGUGUCCAGCAAGAAUUGGGAACAAUCGGAAGAGACAACAAACAUCAUGUACCAUCCACCUGACUUUGAAGGUCCAAUUUUGUUUUCUUUCCGACCCAAAGUCUUCUUCGGUAAAAAGAAAGCAGCAAUUAGGGUUGAUGACAGUGAAUGGUCCAACAAAUUUUCCUUGGAUGUUGCUGGAAGUUCUGGCUCAGUCAGCUGCAAGACUUCAAAUGAUAUUUUGCAGAUCGGCGUCAGCAUUCAACUAUCCAGCUCAAAUCUGACAAAACUUGUGACAUUCAUCCCAUACUACAUGCUGGUCAACCACACCAGCUUUGUGAUCCAGUGUCAGGAAGGAGACCGGCCUGCAGAUCCAUGGACUGACAUCGAGCCCUCGCAAUGCUCUCCUCUGUGGCCUAGGGGAACCGGCCACCACGACAACACACUCAGGUUGAGGGUUAAGGGCACUAACGAGACAACAGCUCCUUUCUCUUUCACAGAGAACAUCAAUAUGCUGCUUAAACUGCACAAUAAGUUUGGAGGGAUCAAUGUUGACGUGCAGGUGUCAGAAGGCAACAUUUUUGUCAACUUGAGCGCGUAUGAACCAGGAUUGGCGCCUGCCCUGAUUGUCAAUCACACCAAAUACUCAAUUGACUUCUGGGAAAAACAAGCUUCACCAGCCAUAAAAAAAUUGGCGCCGAUGGAGCAAGCUCUGUUUGCUUGGGACGAUCCUAAGGGCCAGCGGAAGCUGGUUUGGAAUGGAGAAAACUCGAACCGGAAGAAGGAAGAAGUCAUCGACUUGCUCAGGAAGGACGGCUGGGGUAAACUAUGGGUGCCUGGAACCAUGGAGGACGAGAUCCUCUACUGGGUUUCUUUCCUGAAUGGAAUGCAGAGAUUGCUGCUUUUCACGGCCAACCCUGAGGUCAUCAACAAUGCCAAGGCGGCAGCUGAUUUGGAACCCAUUUCUCUGGAAAUGACAAUUUCCUUGCAAGGCAUUGGACUUUCCUUGGUUUCUGAGUUGGACAAGAAAAUUCUGGAGCUGCUCUACAUGCGACUAGCCAGCUCUGGCAUUAUUUGGGAAAGCAAAAAGCCCAAGAAACGAAACUAUGAGCGGAUCAACAAUUUUGAUUCGCUAACUUUGGAGACCGCGCACCGCCACUUCAUCCUCGGCCAAGGAAGUCAGUUUGUAAAGCUGUCUGAUGGCGCUGAGGUGGACUUAUCCUGCAACCGAAUUGUCGUACCAUACGUCAAGGAACUUCGACGCACACACAAUCCAGGAAUUUGGUUCCAAAUGAAGAUUUCCACGCACCAGCGAAUGGUGCAUGCCAAGCUGAACCAUCUACAGAUCGACUGUCAGAUGCCAAACUGCAUGUUCCCCAACAUACUGGCUCCAGUUCCUCCUCCAAAGAGCAUUGCUGCCGACCAAGCUAUGCGGCCAUUUGUGGAAUUGAGCGUGGUGCAGCGGUUGUUGGAACACAGUCCUGUGCAGCAGUUCAAGUACUUGCGGGUUCUCGUCCAAGAAUUCCAUGUCAAGCUGGAGCUUGACUUCCUGAAUGCUCUGCUGGGGAUGUUCGCGUCUGAAGAAAAUCUUGAUGCAGAUGAUACGGAAAAGUUUGCCACUGACGUUCAGGUUGUGCAGCAGCCAUUGCUCUCUUUGAUUGCUCUCCAGACAGCGCAAGAACAGAAGAACUUUUACGACGAGCUACAUUUGUCGCCUUUAAAGAUUCACAUCAGCUUCUCAAUGAGUGGUGGAGUAGGGAAAAUGAAUGGCUCUUCUCAGCUGAACAUCAUCCAUGUCCUGUUGGAGAAUGUUGGAGUGACUCUGACAGAUCUUCAAGAUGUGGUCUUCAAAUUGGGAUACUUUGAGAGAGAGUCCUCGUUCUUGACGCAGCAACAAUUGAUCCGAGAGGUGCAAUCCCACUACACACAACAAGCAAUCAAGCAGUUGUACGUUUUGGUGCUUGGCCUUGAUGUGAUUGGAAAUCCGUUCGGCCUUUUCCUUGGGUUGACCCAAGGAGUAGGAGAUCUUUUCUACGAGCCUUUUCAGGGUGCGAUCCAAGGGCCUGGAGAGUUCGCAGAAGGCCUAAGGAAUGGCGUGAGAAGUUUGUUUGGUCACACCCUAAGUGGCACGGCGGCUGCCAUGUCCAAAAUCACUGGAACGUUUGGUAAAACCCUGGCAAAUCUGAGCAUGGACGAAGAAUUCCAGAGGCGUAGAAGAGAGCAACAGCAAAAUAGGCCUGCGGCGCUCCACGAGGGACUCGUCCACUCAGGAAAAGGCCUCGUCUCAAAUGUGGUAAGUGGCGUGACUGGAGUGAUCACGAAGCCAGUGACUGGUGCUAGAGAUGAGGGGGUUGGAGGCUUCUUCAAGGGCCUUGGUGCUGGAAUGUUAGGCCUUGUCACUCAACCAACUGGCGGGGUCAUUGACUUUGCCAGCAACACUUUCGAAAGUGUGAAAAGGGCAGCUGACACUACCGAAGAGCAACGUCCUCUCCGAUAUCCGAGAUUUUUCCAACAAGAUGGUUUGGUCAGACCCUACAAUGAAGCUGAAUCUUUCGGCAACGCUCUCUUGCACGUCGUGGAUAAAGGGAAGUUCGCGAAGACUGACUACUACGUAUUCCACGCACUUCUUGGUAACAGCGGGAAGGAAGCAUUAAUUUACACUGACAACCGCAUCAUGUUUAUUUCUAAGAACGACAUUUUUGGCCAGUGGCAGGUCGACUGGAACCACCCUUGGUCAGAACUGUCGGGACCUCCUAAAGAGGAUCCCUCUGGGAUCAUUAUUCCCACAUCUGAGCCGCAAAGGAGGGUGUUAGGACUGUUCCGUUCUAGUGAAAGUGGCCGCACAGUUAUUAUUCAGGACAAUCAGUUAAAAAAGGAGCUCGUGCGAAUCGCACGAAAGAUCAUGGAUGAUCGCAUCCCGCAGUCUCCUAGAUGAGUUUUGGAUCCACCUAGACUCCUUCUGAUCUACUUCUAAGCGCACAUUUUCCGCACAUGUUUGCUGCCUUGGCACUGCUUUUAUUCAAAAUACUGCUGAUGGAAAUAUCUCAAUUUUAACUGGCAGCUAAGCAACGUUGACUGGCCUGAGGCUUAUGGAUUGGCGAACACAACAUCAUAGGGGUGGACCAGAAAGAGACUUAGGUGGUUUGCUUAGGCACUGCGUAUACAUUUGCUAAAUGUUUUGAAGUUCCUUGUUGUUGCUUUUGGAAAUCAAAACUAUUUUUACUUCACAAGCACUUCUCUGCACAAUAUGUAUGGAUACUUAGCCAAAUAAAAAUAUGUGCAUUGAUCAAGUGCCUACAAUUACGUUAACCUAAUUUUGUCAUGUCGUUUGCUUGUUAAAAAAUAAUAAUAAAGCUGCUUAAUCAAUAAA